CCUGUGAAAGGUAAACAAAUGGCGACCUCGACCUGCACUUCAAGCCGUAAAAUGAUUCAAAAUGUAAGCCGAAUACGCAUAUACCGUUCAAAAUGCCCGGACAGAAGAGAAAAUAUAAUGUUCGCUUUCCACCCGGACGCAUCAAGAAAAUUAUGCAAAAAGAUACAGAGGUUGGACGGAUCGCUACAGCUGUACCGGUCAUCAUAUCUAAAGCUUUAGAAAUCUUCCUCAAGUCUCUUCUCACCAUGACCAGUAAAAUGACCCAGUCGAGGAAGAGCAGAGUGAUGUCCAUCAGUCACAUGAAACAGUGUAUUCAUUCAGAGAAGUUGUUUGACUUUCUGAAAGAUCUGGCAGAUCAGACCUCUACCGCAUCAACAUCGGAGUGCAAAACUAAGGGCAAAUGGCAGUCACACAGGAAACGUUGGCAAAGUGUGUCGAUAAAAGCCAGGUCACCUGAGAGGGAGGAGUCACCCCAGAAAUCCACCAAUGAUCUGGUCAUCAAAAGUGAUUCAUCCAGUGAAUCUGAGCUUUUCAUCUGUUUGGAAACUCAUUCACCAUGACAGGCCUUUCGAAAAGGUGAGAUAUUUUUGCAGGACUAAAUAUAGACAACCAGGCCUUGUGAAAUUAAAGGGAUAGAAGUAUAGACAAAACUGAAAAUUCUUCUAUCAUUUUACCCAACCUUAUGUCAUUUCAAACCUGUAAGAAUUUCUUCGUUCUGAAGAACGAAAAACAGAUAUUUUGAAUAAUGUUGGUAACCAAACAACAUUGCCCCUCAUUGAUUUCAAUAGAAUAUACAAAAUUACCCAGACAUUUAUCAAAAUAUCGUCUUUUGUGUUUCACAGACGCAAGUUAUAUAAAAAAAUCUAAUGGGAAGACAGGAAAACUUGGUGGUUAAACGAUGCUUUUAAGCCCCACAGAUGUGGAAGUGUAUAGCGUUCUUUCCUUGUUCCCCCCAAAAAUCAUGUGUAGAAUGUGUAUCAUGUUCAGUUUUCAGCUAAUUUUAAUUUUUCACUGUAUUCUUAUUCUUCUAGUAACACUAGAUCCACCAGUCUCUCAUACAGAAAACUGCAGUAUUAUUUAUGAAGACCCAACAUCUUUUUUGGGAAUGAUGUUAAUUCUUAGCAUCUGACAUAAAUAUAUAGUAUUUUUUUUAAUUUGUUCAUUUGAUUUGCUGUUUUGUUAGAUUGAAUUUAUGGAUGACAUUGUUUUCAUAGGAACUGUCACUGAGUAAAUAAGUUUUAAAUUGAGUUAAGGAGAAAAGUAAAUUUGUUUAUUAUAUAAUAGAGACAAUUUGGUAGUUAGCAGCUCCAGUAAUUUUCUUUCAGUUGGAUUCAUAAUUAAAACUGUAGUUUGAACGGUCUAGUGUUUACAAUCUUACAUUAUUUUGAGCAAUGAAUUAAAUAAUAAUAUAGAGAAUAGAUAAAUAUGUAUAUUAUUGUCUUUCUAAUGGUCUUAAAACAGGUCAGUGGCUUAUUCUGAUGGUUUAGGAGGUUAAGCAGCAUACUGUAACCAAAAUGUCAAUUGUAUUUUAUAGUAAAUGUUCUGUAAAAUAUAUUUUA
This is a messenger RNA of Triplophysa dalaica, 1559 nucleotides long. RefSeq names its product dr1-associated corepressor. Gene Ontology annotation, molecular function: RNA polymerase II general transcription initiation factor activity; protein heterodimerization activity; transcription corepressor activity. Gene Ontology annotation, biological process: positive regulation of transcription by RNA polymerase II; negative regulation of transcription by RNA polymerase II; transcription by RNA polymerase II. Lineage: Eukaryota; Metazoa; Chordata; Actinopteri; Cypriniformes; Nemacheilidae. The record is from RefSeq and is a predicted model, not a curated record. Bases 93 to 560 code for a protein of 155 amino acids. The transcript is spliced from 6 exons. Gene Ontology annotation, cellular component: negative cofactor 2 complex; nucleus.